Messenger RNA from Aspergillus calidoustus, 2106 nucleotides. The record is from the annotation of a GenBank genome assembly. Lineage: Eukaryota; Fungi; Ascomycota; Eurotiomycetes; Eurotiales; Aspergillaceae.
AUGAAGAUCCGCUGUGCUCUGGCCCUAACUCUGGGCCUGGCUCUCCCCGCAACAAUCUUCGCAGAACCAAAAGACCCCCUCGACGUGUUGGGCAACAUCGAAGCCCUCGCCAGCCUGAAACAAUUCGUCUCGAUCGCAUCGAGUCUCUCAUCGCUUAUCGACGACACCAAUGACAACAACAAUAACAAACGAGGCGGGUCGCCGCUCGACAAGCUCGCGAAUCUCAAUUUCAACCUCAACCCCAAUGCUCCAGAUCCAGAUCCAGACUCGAAUUCAGACCCAUCAGCGCCAGACCCGCUAGACCUCGGCCAGAAACUCCAAGUCCUCUCGCAGAUGAAACAUGUCGCGGGAAUCGCAUCUACACUCCUCGAUGCAAUCGGCGAGCGCGAUCCGGCGACGAGCGAGAGGUUGAAGACCGUCGGGCAGACUUCGACCGGGGAAGUGGCGCCCGUUGACAUUGACCAGAUUGAUAUCCUCGGUGGGAUCAAGGCGUUGCAGCAGUUUGCGUCGUUUGCGAGUGGGUUGGGGUCUGUGCUUGAUGUUGAUGCGUUGGUUGAUAAGAAGAAGAAGAGUGAACCCGGGCCCGGGGCGACAGAGGAGAGAGAGGGGCGGCGCGGGGCACCACCGCCACCGAAGGCACAGAGACAGACGACAUUUCAACAGGCCAAAACACAGAAGACCCAGAAAGGAAAUGUACCGCCGGCGAGGGAGCCGGUCGAUUUCCUCGCGCGACUCGACGCGAUAAAGACAAUCACGACGCUAGCCUCGAAGCUGUCGGCGCUCACUGACCCAGCCAGCGACAUUCCUCUCGUCGAGCGCGUCCAGAGGCUGAUGAACGACCCGGACGUCAACGAUGCCGUCCAGUACAUAUACAGCAAUGCAGGCAAGGUAUUUACGCCGGAAGUCCUUGAAGCAGCCAAAGCUUUCAUCCGAACGAGUAACCUCGUUCCACCCGAGUACCGCGAGUUUGCAGUUGCAGUCCUCGAAACGAUGGGCGCGGUGUUUAGUCCCAAGUUUGCAAAGGACUAUGCGCAGGCGAUGGGGACGAUUGCGGGCGUGGGUAUUGAUUUCGCACCCAUUAUAACCGCUGCGUAUGAUAUUUUCCAGUGGGUGAUGAAAACCUUCGAUCCAGAGUACAUCCGCUGGAUGAAUCGCGAAGUCCUCAUCUGGAAGAAAGCGAUUACGUCGCCGCAGAUGGGGAUGUUGACAAGCUACCUCGCCGACCCGGAGACGCUGGCUAGUGUGACGGGGUCGAUUGAGAGGAUUAAACACGCUCUUACAGCGGACCGGAUCCAUCGGCUGCACAAGCUGUUUGAGGAAGAGGGGCUCUUCGAUAUCGAGGAUGGCGAGUAUAAAGAGUUUGGCGGGCAUCUCGGAGCAAGGUUCCGGUGGCAGUUUACGACGGAGGAGGGGCUCGAUGAGCUGAAGGGGUUCCUUGCCGAGUUGGAGGAGCUGCUACGCACGGGGGCGUUGGACGUCGCCGCUCGCGUCAUGCAGAUGCGCGCUCCGGUUGUGGCGCCGCAGAUUGCGGGUGAUGUACAUGCUCUGUAUACACAGUCUACGGUUGUCGUCGACAUCCUGUCCAAGAUUACAGAAGCGCUACACGACUUUGUCAACAUCAUGCACCCCCUCCUCGAGUUCGAAGUGCGAGCUGAGAGGGUGACAAGCUCCGAGUUCUGGAGUGAAGCAAACUCUGUUCUUGCAAAGUUUGCUGCGAUUCCGGCGGCCUCGCUCUCGGCCGUGAAUGAGUUGCUGGUGACUCUGGCCAGGGUCCUUGAGCCAGAACAUACUUCAGCCUUACGUCUGCUAAUUUUGGACGCCGUUGGAACUUUAUCUGAGCCGAGAGUCUUUGGGUCUGUAACUUUAAACGUUCCUGGGAAUGUUAGCGGGGUCGUUUUCGGGAGGGGACUGGAGAUCUUAGGGCUUGUCGAGACGCCUCCUGUACUUGAAGCUGAUGAUCUGGGGAAUGUUUUGAAUCUAUUGCACAGGUUGGAGGACGCACUCGCUCCUGGUGAAGUGGACAAGGCGAGGGAAACUCUGUUGUUCGUGAACAAGGUCUUUGAGUCUGAGGAGCUGGGAGCACUCCCGAAUCAUGACGAGCUAUGA